This is a messenger RNA of Morus notabilis, 1350 nucleotides long. Its product is annotated as putative leucine-rich repeat receptor-like protein kinase At2g19210. Bases 1 to 1350 code for a protein of 449 amino acids. Gene Ontology annotation, molecular function: protein binding. The record is from RefSeq and is a predicted model, not a curated record. NCBI's taxonomy places the organism in Eukaryota, Viridiplantae, Streptophyta, Magnoliopsida, Rosales, Moraceae. The transcript is spliced from 7 exons.
AUGUCGAGCUACGCCGAUAUAUAUGUCGGUUUUGAGGUGAUCUACACUGCCAAGGCAAAUACUACAAGCAUAUGUCUUGUUCGAUCCCGGCCUGGUCAGAUUCCCUUCAUAACCACACUCGAACUACGCAGCUUAGAUGCAAACAUGUACAGCCAUGUUGAUUCUAACAGCGCUCUGUUCAUGGAACAACGGCAUUCGCAGGGAACAAACAAAAAUGUUAGGUACCCCGAUGAUGCUUACGACCGGAUAUGGUAUCCUGCGUACAUUCUAGGAUCGAUUGACGUAGAAAAUGAAGCAACUACGAUCGAUACUAGUACCGCAGAAGAUAAUCCACCAGUAGCUGUGUUGCGAAAUGCCAAUACUUUGAAUACCAGUACUCCUCUCAGUAACACAAGUAUUCAAGAGUACAUCUUGUUAUCAACCAGAUUACCAGCAUUCAAAGUUCCGAUUUACAUGAACCUGUACUUCUCCGAAGUGACGUCGCUGCUGUCGACGCAGAAAAGAUCCUUUCAGCUCUACGUCGAUGGCAAGCCUUAUUCAAAAGCCAUCAUUCCUCCAUUCGGGAGUGUGAAUGAGGUUUCUGUCACAAACAUAACGGCUUCUUCCAUUACUUCGUUCGAGCUGCGUCCCACGCCUGACUCCACGCUUCCUCCUCUCAUCAAUGCCAACGAGGUUUUUAGCAUUGGCGACUCAUUUUCAGUCACAACCGACGGCAAAGAUGUGGAAGGAUUAGCCAUACUGCAAAUGCAAUUCGAAGUGUUACAGAAAUGGAGUGGCGAUCCAUGUCUUCCAUUGAACUAUACGUGGGAAUGGGUUGAAUGUAGCUCCGACACUAUUCCGCGUGUAACAGCACUCAAUCUGAGUAGCUUUGGUCUAUUUGGUGAACUUCCAGAUUUUAGUUCCAUGGAUGCGCUUAUCACCAUAGACUUGCACAGCAACAGCAUAAAUGGGCCUAUUCCUGAAUUUCUUGGCUCCUUUCCAGAAUUAAAGUUUCUGGAUUUGUCGGACAAUAGAUUCAAUGGAACAAUACCAACUUCCCUAUCCAAAAACAAGAAGUUGAAGUUGGUGGUGACCGAUAAUUGUCUAGAUGGAAUGUCUUGUGCUCCCGCUCCCCCUCCUCCUGAGGAUUCGCCGGCAGCCCCACCACAACAACAGCGAACACCGUCUCCCUCCGAAUCAGAUGACAAUAAUCCUCCUCCCCCGCCAUCGACUGCCGACUCUAGAAUGGGUGGUAAUAACACACCCUUUCUCAAUGCCAGUAAGAGGAGUGCGGAGCUAGUACUACCCCUGGUAUUGGGAGGCAUAAUUCAAGUCUUCUUAUUCGGUUUCUUGUUCAGCUACUUUGUUUAA